Messenger RNA from Aspergillus alliaceus, 3366 nucleotides. RefSeq names its product putative SNF2 family helicase/ATPase. The coding region runs from base 1 to 3366 and encodes 1121 amino acids. The transcript is spliced from 5 exons. Lineage: Eukaryota; Fungi; Ascomycota; Eurotiomycetes; Eurotiales; Aspergillaceae. Gene Ontology annotation, cellular component: nucleus; chromatin. Gene Ontology annotation, molecular function: ATP hydrolysis activity; histone binding; DNA binding. The record is from RefSeq and is a predicted model, not a curated record. Gene Ontology annotation, biological process: regulation of transcription by RNA polymerase II; nucleosome organization.
AUGGCGCCUUCGUUCGCCCCGAAUUCAGAAACACCCUCUCAGGUAGAUACGCCUAUGACUGAUGCUCAUGAGGAACCUGUCACAUCAGUACCUGUGGACGACGCGCAAAUGACGGGCUACCAGGACACUCCGGACUACACGGAUUCAGAUACAAACCCAAACACCACAGCAAGCAGUGUUGCAGGCGACACAAUCCCAGUCGAUGGCCGAAGGAAAAGGUCUGAGGCAUUCCAUUUAAGAAAGAGCAUCCUGGGCAAAAAGCACGGUCGUCUGGACGAGUCAAAGGAAGAUGAUUCAAUUCGGAGAUUCCGUUACCUUCUCGGGCUUACUGAUCUGUUUCGCCAUUUUAUUGAAACUAACCCUAAUCCACGGAUCAAAGAGAUAAUGGCGGAAAUCGAUCGGCAAAAUGCCGAGGAAGAGGCAAAUGCCAAGAAAGGGUCAUCGCGUUCAGGUGGUGCGGGUGGUGAUAGGCGUCGCAGGACGGAACAAGAGGAAGACGCAGAGCUAUUGAAAGAUGAGAGAAGCGGUGGCGAGACCCGCACCGUUUUCCGUGAAUCCCCACCCUUCGUCAAGGGAGAAAUGCGUGAUUAUCAAAUUGCUGGAUUGAACUGGCUUGUUUCUCUGCAUGAGAAUGGUAUUUCAGGUAUCCUUGCGGAUGAAAUGGGAUUGGGUAAAACCCUUCAAACCAUCUCUUUCCUUGGGUACCUUAGACAUGUUUGCGAUAUUACAGGACCUCACCUCGUCGCAGUGCCCAAAUCCACACUUGAUAAUUGGAAACGUGAAUUUCACAAGUGGACCCCCGAAGUCAAUGUCCUUGUUCUUCAAGGAGACAAAGAAGAGCGCCAUAGGCUAAUUAACGAACAGCUUCUUGAUGAGAACUUCGACGUGUGCAUUACGAGUUACGAAAUGGUCCUUCGGGAGAAAUCACACCUUAAGAAGUUUGCCUGGGAAUACAUCAUCAUUGAUGAAGCUCAUCGAAUCAAGAACGAAGAAUCCUCGCUCGCACAGAUCAUCCGUGUCUUUCAUUCUCGUAAUCGGUUGCUAAUUACCGGUACCCCGCUGCAGAAUAAUCUGCAUGAACUAUGGGCUCUUCUAAACUUCCUUUUACCAGAUGUUUUCGGUGAUUCGGAGGCCUUCGAUCAAUGGUUUUCUGGUCAAGACUCUGAUCAGGACACCGUUGUCCAGCAACUUCAUCGAGUGCUGCGACCCUUCCUACUCCGUCGUGUUAAGAGCGACGUAGAAAAGAGCUUGCUGCCCAAGAAGGAAGUCAAUCUUUAUGUGCCUAUGUCUGAAAUGCAGGUCAAAUGGUACCAAAAGAUUCUUGAAAAGGACAUUGAUGCCGUCAAUGGUGCAGCUGGAAAGCGCGAAUCUAAGACCCGAUUAUUGAACAUUGUUAUGCAACUUCGUAAAUGUUGCAACCACCCCUAUCUUUUUGAAGGAGCCGAGCCUGGCCCUCCUUACACAACGGACGAGCACCUUGUUUAUAAUGCUGGCAAGAUGUCCAUUCUGGACAAACUCUUAAAACGUAUGCAGCAACAGGGAAGUCGCGUUCUUAUUUUCUCCCAAAUGAGUCGUGUGCUUGAUAUCUUGGAAGACUACUGUGUCUUCAGGGAAUACAAUUAUUGCCGUAUUGACGGCACGACAGCCCACGAGGAUCGUAUCGCUGCAAUUGAUGAGUACAACAAGCCGGGGUCGGAGAAAUUUGUCUUCUUGCUCACCACUAGGGCGGGAGGUCUCGGUAUCAACUUGACAACUGCAGAUAUCGUUGUCUUGUACGACAGCGAUUGGAACCCUCAAGCUGAUCUGCAGGCCAUGGACCGUGCUCAUCGUAUUGGGCAGACGAAACAAGUGGUCGUAUUCAGAUUUGUAACAGAGAAUGCAAUUGAGGAGAAGGUCUUGGAACGUGCGGCCCAAAAGCUGCGAUUAGAUCAGCUUGUCAUCCAACAAGGUCGAGCACAGCAACAGACGAAAAAUGCCGCGUCAAAGGAGGAAUUGCUUGGUAUGAUUCAACAUGGAGCUGCCAACGUUUUCAGCAAUGAAACCUCGAAUUCAUCCUUGAAUGCCGACAAACAAAUCUCGGAUGACGAUAUCGACGCCAUUUUACGUAAAGGCGAGGAGCGAACCGCAGAAUUAAGCAAGAAAUAUGAGAAGCUUGGUAUCGAUGACUUACAAAAGUUUAGCUCUGAAAGCGCAUACGAAUGGAAUGGAAAGGAUUUCACGGAUCGCAAGAAGGACAUUGGUCUCAAUUGGAUCAAUCCGGCGAAACGUGAGCGGAAGGAGCAGUUCUAUUCUAUAGACAAGUACUACCGCCAGGCGUUAGCUACUGGUGGAAGGACGGCCGAUCCCAAACCGAAAGUGCCUCGGGCACCUAAGCAGAUCGCUGUUCACGAUUGGCAAUUCUUCCCUCCAGGCCUCCAAGAACUACAGGAGAAAGAGACCGCCUAUUUCCACAAGGAAAUCGGCUAUAAGGUUCCACUUCCCGACGGACCCGAUGAGGAACUUAGCGAGCGCGAAGCCGAGCGCGAUUUAGAGCAGCAAGAAAUCGAUAAUGCCGUGCCAUUGACGGAGAAAGAGCAAGCGCAGAAGGCGGAGAUGUCGGAAGAAGGCUUCUCUACUUGGAACCGCCGUGAUUUCCAACAAUUCAUUAAUGGGUCGGCCAAAUUUGGGCGUACUGAUUACGUCGGGAUCGCUACUGAAGUGGAUAGCAAAGAGCCGGACGAAGUUGAGGAGUACGCUAAAGUCUUCUGGAAGCGAUACACUGAGAUUCAAGACUACCCGAAGUAUCUCCGCGUCAUUGAACAAGGAGAAGAGAAACUGCGGAAGAUGAACCACCAGCGAAAGAUGCUUCGCAAGAAGAUGGAGAUGUAUCGCGUUCCGCUUCAGCAACUCAAGAUCAAUUACACUGUGUCUACGACUAACAAGAAGGUGUAUACCGAAGAAGAAGAUCGAUUCUUACUCGUGAUGCUGGACAGGUAUGGAGUCGACGGUGAGGGCCUGUACGAGAAAAUCCGGGAUGAAAUCCGCGAGUCUCCACUCUUCCGGUUCGAUUGGUUUUUCCUUAGCCGGACACCUGUCGAAAUUGGCCGCCGUUGUACUACCUUAUUGAACACCGUUGCGAAGGAGUUUGAAGUUGCUGAUGUGAAGACUAAUGGGGAGUCUGGCAAGGGCCGUGGGCGUGAUCGAGACGAUGAGGAUGCUGAGAACGACGACGACGGAGCCCCUGUUAAAAAGAAGAACAAAGGCGGCGCGGUGAAUAAGCAGGUCAAAGCUGUCAAAGGCAGCACCAAAGCGAAUUCUACAUCCACAUCGCGGGCAGCCAGCGUCUCAUCCAACACGGCAUCCAAGGCAAAAAGUCGCAAGAAGUAA